AUGAUGGGCAAAGAUGGAGCCGGCAUUAAAUUUUCAAUGGAAGCAGUAUUGGCUUUGACUUUUCAGAAGCCUUAUCUGUUAGAUGGUGUUUGUCACUGGGCCGCGGAGCUGUGGAUGUUCGUCAGUUGGAAGUUGCAGGCAGUUGAACGAUAUGGACAGGUGAAGGCUCCGUGGGGACUGGCCCAGCUCGCGGAGAGCUGGAGGGGGACCACAUCACAGACAAUGCUAUGUUUGCAGGCAGAUACUGCGUUUGCCUUUGAAUUUUUCCCACCAGACACUGGACACAAGAGGUGUCCUUUUGGUGAUGAGCAGAUACGAGUUGAUUUAACCAUCAGCUUUAAAUUGCUUCUUAGCCUUGUGCAAGCCAGAGAGUUGAGAGCUGACAAACCUUCCGUGGUAAGGGGUGAGCAUCCUUGGGAAGCCACAGAGAGCAAGGCGCAGGUUUUCAUUGAUCACCACCAUCAAGAUGCUCCCAGAAUCGUGCUGUCUAGGAAACCAUUUAAACUGGUGAGAAGCCAUCCUCUCUUGAAUGGGGGCUCCCACUGUACAUCUGGCACCCACUUCACAGACAAUCCCGGCAGAUGUGGGCUGAACUCAGAUCGGCGGGAGCGCCGGUCUGCAAUCUGCAAACAUUUUUCUUGCCACUUUGUUUCAUUUUUCCUAAACUUAACUGAUUUGGAAUCUGGAGAUAUAAAUGAAAAAUGCCGAGUCGGCCUAUCAAUCACGGCAUGCACAAACAUCGCCACUGCCCUUCCUAACAUCCUAUUACCACUGGGUAGUUGGCUAGUCAAACAGGAAUAAAAAUUACACUGCAAACAUC
Messenger RNA from Mandrillus leucophaeus (drill), 820 nucleotides. RefSeq lists its product as uncharacterized. The coding region runs from base 1 to 801 and encodes 266 amino acids. The record is from RefSeq and is a predicted model, not a curated record. The transcript has 5 exons. NCBI's taxonomy places the organism in Eukaryota, Metazoa, Chordata, Mammalia, Primates, Cercopithecidae.